CGAAGAACCGUAAACAAAGAGAUCCAGUAGAACAGGGUCGCGGAACCACAGCUGCCGCUGCUAAAAACAUCAGCUUGAAAGCAGGACACGUUGUUGGUCGAGCAUGCCCAGUAACACAGCUCAACUCCUGGAGUCAGACGAUACUGAGCCGGACCUCCCGGUACCGGUACAGAACCUGAGCGGGUUGAGCCUCCGGGAUGAUGAGAGUCCAUCAGAACUACAUGCUACUUCUCAUCUGGGUGUCCUGGGUGCGGUAUUGGACCUCCAGCCCUUAUCCCAAACUGGAUCAGAGGAGGAAAACACCACCACCAGUAACAAUAGCAACAUUAUCAGACAUGAUGCUGAUCUAGACCAGCUGAGGGCCUGGGCCCUCACAGCCGUGGAGGCACCGGGGACCAGUGGGCUCUUCCAGGACGGGCCGGGCGAGUCCCAGGGCUAUCAGGUUCAGGGGAGUAUGAUGAUGGCGAUGAUGAUGAUGCAGGAGGGUGAGAGGUGUGCACUCAAUACCAGGAGGAAGAGCGUGAACACAACAGAGUGUGUGAUGGUGGCCACUUCUGAACAUGUGGCGGAAAUAGUUGGCCGACAGGGUGGGUUUGUUUGAUCGUUAAGGUUUCAUAUCACUUGUCUCGUCACGCCAAGCCGUGACAAAGAACCAGUGUUUGAGGUGACCGGGAUGCCUGAGAACGUAGACCGAGCUCGGGAGGAAAUCGAAGCCCAUAUUGCGAUGCGAACCGCAGGAAGCGUGGACACCAGCAUGGAUGAUGAUGACUUCCACUACAACGGCACCGACGUUGGUUUCGAGUCGGGCGGCAACAGAGCAUGGCUCUUCUCCGGCAGCGUUUCCAACUUCCACAGCAACGCCGCAGGGUAUCGCAACGACAGCUCCAGCUCGCUCGGAAGCAACUCUAGCGAGUCGUACUACAGCGGGAAAGGCAGCGGAGUGGCGGAUCUCAGUCCCGGCAGCAGUGGAGGCACAUUCUGGUUUGGCGAUUCCCAGUUGCCCUUGGGAUCCGAAGAUCCUGCGGGAUACGACGGGCUAACGAUGACGGCGCCGUCCACCAAUCCGCAGCCGACACUGUGGGGCACUUUCGAGCGGGGAGGCGCUAGUUUGCCCACUACGCCGAGGCUCUCUCCAUCCCGUCUGUCUCCGUCUCUUCCGGAGGAUCAUCCGCUGGUUCGGUUGGUGCAGGAGAAUUCCCAGAGCCUCCCGGCCUUUGGUUCCGCAUUUUCUCCGUCUAGCGACAGCACGGGCUCCAGCUCUCUGCCGGACGUGCGCACUUACCCCAAACACAGCCAGGCUCCUGCGUGCGUAUGUUGCGGAGACAACAUGGCGGCGCUUGUCCUGGGCGGGCAAAACCUUGUUUGUUUGGAGUGUUCCAACUCCAUCCUGCAAAGUGCGUAGAGAGAGAGGAAAAAAUUGGGAUCUCAAGAAGUACACUGGUUUAAUUUUUUACAUUGAAAUACUUCUUCCUUCUGUAUUAUGCUUAAAUAACUGGGAAAUGCAGGUUUUUGAUUAAUAACCACAGUUGAGUUCAUCUCAGAGAUUUGCGUUUAGCUGCUACGUCGUUCUUACGGCGAGCGGCGCUGGGGUUUAGCAGUGCUAAAUUGCUAUCACCUGUGUUUUUUGUUGUUUUGUUUUCAAGGUAUCGAUUGUGUUUACAUUUUCAUGUGCCUGAUUCCAUGACGUUGCUGCAAAAUUAUCUGUGGCCUUUUGUUUCUGUUUCACAACACUAGAGUCGAGCAGCAUGCGAUCAUAAAGAGCAGUCCUGAACUCUUUGAACAUCUCCAUAAACAUUAUGAAAUUUAAGGGCAUUGCAUGUCAUCAUUAAAGGAAUAGUUCACCCAAAAAUGAAAAUUUGCUGAAAAUUUACUCACCCUCAGC
Messenger RNA from Sinocyclocheilus anshuiensis, 1882 nucleotides. RefSeq names its product RNA-binding E3 ubiquitin-protein ligase MEX3C. The record is from RefSeq and is a predicted model, not a curated record. Lineage: Eukaryota; Metazoa; Chordata; Actinopteri; Cypriniformes; Cyprinidae. Gene Ontology annotation, molecular function: RNA binding. The transcript is spliced from 3 exons.